GAGAUUGACAGCGUCUGGAUCACCAGUAAACUGAGACGGGACCUGCCGCGCUACUUUGAGCUGUGUUUUGGCGAGGUGCGAAUCCGCACAGAUCUCCAGAAGGGCCCUGGGUUCCAGCCAUCCAUCCCGGAGGCUCCCAGAGAAGCCAAUGGAAACGAAAGCAGAGCAGACCUGACUCUUAAACCCUCCCUGCUGAGGCUCCUUAGCCAGCUCUUUUCCAUCCACAUGGACUCCAUCAACAUCAUGGUUCUGCACGUGGCCACCUCAGAGUCUCUCUGGCACGUCCAGGCCAGCAAGACGCGUCUCCUCUUGAAUGGCGAUGGAAAGAGCCUGACCUGCGAGGUGAGCCUGACAAAGGUGAACAGCAAAGUCCUCCGGAGCAGCAAGCUGGAUGACACCUGCCUGGCAGAGCUGGCCCUGGCGCUCUCCCUCUCGCUGGAGAUCAGCAGCAGGCGGCGGCUGGUGGGCGUCAGGCUGCGUGUCCGGACCCUGCAGGCAGAGCUGCACGAAGGGCUUUUCUGCAGCCCGCUGCUGCACCGUGUCACUACCGGGGCCCCGUGUCCCUCUCCAGGCCCGGGGGAGCCCUUGAAGUCCCUGUCCCUGCUGAGCAGGGACACGCUGCAGCUCAUCCCCAGGAGGGUGGAGGUGCAGCUGGAGAACACCAGCGUGGUGCUGUCUAUGAACAGCCAGAAGAGGCACCUCACCUGGAGCCUGAAGCUGCUGCAGUUUCUAUAUCAGCGUGAAGAAGAGCAGAUCCCACUGCGCAACUUCACACCCACCUCAGACCUGGACCAAAUGAGUGUAGAUCUCCAGCUAGAGGAUGGCCUUCUCCUGUCCCAGAGCCGCCAGCGCAUCGUGUGCCUCAACUCCCUGAAGACCAGCGUGCAGGUCACAGCAAUUGACCUCUCGGCUGCUGUGCUGCUCAACACCUGCAUCAUCCACUACCGCCACCAAGAGUUUUCACACUGGCUGGGCCUGUUGGCACAGGAAUACCAGUGCCAGGCAGUGCCUGUCCCCAGCCAAGGGCACAAAGGAAGGAGCUAUCCCCAAAUCAUAGCGCCCAUCAUCCUGAGUGCCUCGCUGUCCAACGUCAAUGUGUCAGUGCAGCUAGGGGACACGCCACCCUUCGCCUUGGGCUUCAACUCCAUCUCUGCAGACUACCAGCACCUGCGGCCACAGAGCGUGCACCAGCGAGCAGUGCUGGCCGUGGACCACCUCUGCUGGCGCGUGGGCAACGACUCGCACAUCCAGCGUGCCCCACAUCCCCCAAACAUGCACGUGUGGGGAGAAGCCCUCAUCCUUGACUCCUUCAACCUGCAGGGCAGCUACAACCAGCCCCUGGGCAUGUCUGGCGCCCAGUCGGACCCGAUCUUCCUGGACUGCACCAUCCGGGGGUUGCAAGUGGAGUCGUCGGACACCUGCACCGAGUGCCUGGCCAGGAUCCUGCCCCUGUUCUGCCCACGGCCCAGCGGAGCUGAGCUUGCCAAGCAGCCACCUUCUGCCUCAAGCGAGCCUUGGGGGCUGCUCUGGAAGGUGGAUCUGAAGGUGGAGGACGUGAACCUUUUCACACUCUCAGCCCUGGUGGGUGCCCUGGAGCUGCGGCUGGACACACUGACUGUCCUGGGGAGUGCUGAGAGCUGCACGGUCAGCGUCCAGGGCAUGGUGCUGGCCUUGGUGAAGAGCAUCAUGGAGAAGAUGCAACCGUGCUGCAAAGCUCCUGCCAUCCCCAACCCUGUGGCCAACCUCUCCAUGCUCUCUGUCACCUACCACAGCAGCAUCCGCUCCCUGGAGGUGCAGUGCGGCGAGGGGCUGGCGGUGCUGUGGACCUUGCGGAGCGCCCUCAGCCAAAGGACACCUCCCUCCCUGCUCCCGGAGAGCCCAGCAUCCCACCCAACCACCCCUACUGAGAUACCGGGGCCCCUCCAGCCAGAUGGGACCCCCCCCAAAAGACUUCUGUCCCUGUCACUGGAGCUGAGCUCUGCCAAGCUCACAGCCUUUGUCUCUGAGGCCAACUACAUCAGCCUGGCUGCCGAACGGACCUCCGUGAGCUGGCACGGCGGUGCCCUGCAUGGCUACUGCCCCGAGCUGGCUGCCGGCUUUGAUGGACACAGCAUCUUCAGCUUCAAGGAGGUGGAGGUGAAGCUGCUGCCAGAGCUGGAGGAGGUCAUCUUGCACCGCUGCGCCUUCCCCACCCUGCGCACCCUCCGCAACCGCGGCUGGGCCUUCUCCUUUGCCAGCGUGACCAUUGAAUUCCCCUACCAGUAUGACUUCUCCCACACGCUGGACGCUGCCGUGGGUGUACAGAAGUGGCUGAAAGGCCUUCAUCGGCGCGGGCACCCCGCCAGCACGGCGCUGCCCCCUGACCUCCUGUUCAAAGUGACGCAUUUCUCUUGGGUCUUCCUCGAUGAUGUCUUCGAGGUCAAAUUACGAGACAACUAUGAGCUGAUGAAGGAUGAGAGCAAGGAGAGCGCCAAGCGUUUGCAGCUGCUGGAUGCCAAGGUGGCUGCGCUGCGCAAGCAGCACGGCGAGCUGCUGCCUGCUCGCAAGAUCGAGGAGCUCUAUGCCUCGCUGGAGAAGAAGAACAUUGAGAUCUACAUCCAGCGCUCGCGGCGCCUCUAUGCCAACACACCCAUGCGGAGGGCCCUCCUCACCUGGACCCUAGCCCACCUGGAACUGGUGGCCAUGGCCGACGAAUCUUUCCACGGCACAGAGCAUGUGUUGGAGCAGAUGAGGGACGUGGAUGGCGUCAGCCCGUUCCCUGCUGAGGGUCUGGAGAUGGUCACCCAGUGGUGCCGCAUGAUGAAGGGCAGAGUUGGCAGCUUCUUUGUGCGGAUCCGUGUCUUUGAGAUCCGGAACUGGCAGCUCUCCGGCCGGCUGAUCGGAGCCGAGCAGUGUGGCCAGGCCUGCUCCCGGCGCCGCCAGGUCCUGAAGCUGGGGUUGCCCUGGGGGGAUGCAACAGUGGAGAGGAAUAUGCCACCCUUGAAGUUCUACCACGACUUUCACUCUGAGAUCUCCCAGUACACCAUCGUGUGGGGGCCCUGCUGGGACCCGGCCUGGACCCUGAUCGGCCAGUGCGUGGAUCUCCUCACCAAGCCCUCGGAGGACCCCAGUGCCCCAUUGCCCUGGUGGGACAAGAGCCGCCUUCUCUUCCAUGGGGACUGGCACAUGGACAUUGAACAGGCCAACCUGCACCAGCUGGCCACUGAGGACCCCUACAACACCACGGAGAACAUGCACUGGGAGUGGAGCCACCUCUCCUUCCACUGGAAGCCCGGGCAGUUUGUCUUCAAAGGCAACCUGGACAUCAACGUCCGGACAGCCUCCAAGUAUGAUGACUGCUGCUUCCUGCACCUGCCCGACCUGUGCAUGACGCUGGACCUGCAGUGGCUGUGCCAUGGGAACCCCCAUGACCACCAUGGCGUGGUGCUGCGCUCCCCUGAGUUCCUGCCUGAGGUGCCGGUGGGGCAGCAGUACGACUCCUACCGUGCCUUCCGCUCCGAGAACCUCAACCUCUCCAUCCGGAUGGACCUGACACGGCCCAGUGAGGAGCACUCCCAGCCCCGGAUCCUGCUCUACAGCAGCACCCUCCGCUGGAUGCAGAACUUUUGGGCCACGUGGACCAGCGUGACGCGCCCCAUCUGCCGCGGGAAGCUCUUCAACAACAUGAAACCCAGUAAGAAGAAGCUGGGACAGCAUUACAAGCAGUUGUCUUAUACUGCACUCUUCCCCCGGCUGCAGGUGCAUUACUGGGCCUCCUUUGCCCAGCAGCGAGGGAUCCAGGUGGAAUGCUGCCAGGGCCACAUCUUCACUCGUGGUACCCAGCGGCUUAUCCCGCAAGCCGGCACGGUGAUGCGACGCCUCAUUUCGGAGUGGAGCAUCACGCAGAUGGUGAGUGACCUGAGCCAGGUCACCGUGCACCUCAUGGCCUCCACUUGUGACGAGAAUGCUGACCACCGGCUUGACACCCUGGUGAAGAAAACCCAUCUGCUGAGCCUGUCCUCCCUCACCUACCAGCGGCACAGCAACCGCAUGGCUGAGGAGGAGCUGCCCCUGCGGGAUGGGGACGAUGGUUUCCACACCCACCAGCUACACUUGGUGGACCUGCGGGCGUCCUGGACCACCACCAACCGGGACAUCGCCUUUGGCCUCUACGAUGGCUACAAGAAAGCGGCUGUGCUCAAGCGCAACCUGUCCACUGAGGCCCUGAAGGGGCUGAAAAUCGACACGCAGCUGCAAGCCAAGAAGCUGAAGCGGGGUCCGCUCUCUGCUCACUCCGUCCAUGCCAGAGUGACUGCUCCCAUCACCAGCGGCCGUCCCGAGAGAGCCUCCUCAGGGGGGGCCUACAUGCUGCAGAAGCUCAUUGAGGAGACAGACAAGUUCGUGGUCUUCACGGAGGAGGAGUCGGGGGCUAGCGAGCAGCUGUGCGGCAUUGCCAUGGUGCUGCGCGGUGCCGAGACAGAGGGCUGUGUGAUUGUGUCUGCUGCAAAGGCCCAGCUUCUGCAGUGCCAGCACCACCCUGCCUGGUACGGGGACACGUUGAAGCAGAAGACAUCCUGGACUUGCUUGCUGGAUGGCAUGCAGUACUUUGCCACAACGGAGAGUGGCCCCACCGAGAGGGAGCACGGGCAGCUCUGGCUGGAGGUGAAAAAUAUUGAGGAGCAUCGGCAACGGAGCCUGGACUCAGUGCAGGAGCUGAUGGAGAGCGGGCAGGCGGUGGGGGGCAUGGUCAGCACCACCACAGACUGGAACCAGCCCUCAGAAGCCCAGCAGACCCAGCAGGUGCAGAGGAUCAUCUCUCGCUGCAGCUGCCGCAUGUACUAUAUCAGCUACAGCCAUGACAUCGACCCUGAGCUGGCCACGCAGAUAAAGCCCCCCGAGACUCCCGCCAACCAGGAGAAGGAGGAUCUGCUGAAGAAACAGGAGGGAGCUGUGGAUACGUUCACGCUGAUCCACCACGACCUGGAGAUCUCCACCAACCCCGCGCAGUAUGCCAUGAUCCUUGACAUAGUCAACAACCUGCUGCUGCACGUGGAACCCAAACGCAAGGAGCACAGCGAGAAGAAACAGCGAGUCCGUUUCCAGCUGGAAAUCUCCAGCAACCCUGAGGAACAGCGCAGCAGUAUCCUACACCUGCAAGAGGCCGUGAGGCAGCACGUUGCCCAGAUCCGGCAGCUGGAGAAGCAGAUGUACUCCAAUGUGAAGUCCCUGCAGGAUGACAGCAAAAACGAGAGUCUGCUCGACCUCAACCACAGGCUGCAGCAGCAGCUGAGCCAGGAGAAAGCUGACCUGCAGCUGGAGAGCGAGGAGCUGAACAUACUGAUCAGGUGCUUCAAGGACUUCCAGCUGCAGCGAGCCAACAAGAUGGAGCUGCGAAAGCAGCCGGAGGACGUGAGCGUGGCACGGCGGACUGAGUUCUAUUUCGCCCAGGCACGCUGGCGCCUGACCGAGGAGGAUGGGCAGCUGGGCAUAGCCGAGCUGGAGCUCCAGCGCUUCCUCUACAGCAAGGUCAACAAGUCUGACGACACGGCCGAGCAUCUGCUGGAACUGGGCUGGGUCACGAUGAACAACCUCCUGCCCAACGCUGUGUACAAGGUGGUGCUGCGUCCCCAGAGCUCCUGCCAGUCUGGACGGCAGCUGGCACUGAGGAUUUUCAGCAAGGUCCGGCCGCCCGUGGGAGGCAUCUCCAUCAAGGAGCACUUUGAGGUGAACGUGGUACCCCUCACCAUCCAGCUCACCCACCAGUUCUUCCACAGGAUGAUGGGUUUCUUCUUCCCUGGCCGCAACGUGGAGGAAGAGGAGGUGGGGGAUGAGGAAGACAAGUCCAAGCUGGUGACGACAGGGAUCCCCGUGGUGAAGCCGCGGCAGCUGAUCGUGGCCGAUGACUCACUGGGCCCAGGGAAAGGAGUUGCUCAGGGACUGAAUCGCACAUCAGGGGUCAGAAGAUCAUUCCGAAAAGCGCCGGAGCAUCCUGUGGAUGACAUCGACAAGAUGAAGGAGCGCGCGGCCAUGAACAACUCCUUCAUCUAUAUCAAGAUCCCGCAGGUGCCGCUCUGCGUCAGCUACAAGGGCGAGAAGAAUAGCGUGGACUGGGGCGACCUAAACCUGGUGCUGCCAUGCCUGGAGUACCACAACAACACGUGGACGUGGCUGGACUUUGCCAUGGCGGUGAAGAGGGACAGCCGCAAAGCCUUGGUGGCACAGGUACGUGGGACCCCAUCCCGCAGUGCCUCCGCACGGGGGAAGCUGGAGAACAAAUUGGAUGGGACCAUCCAGCAGCAGGAGGAGGAUGAGAAGGCACGUCUGCUCAUCGGGCUGAGCGUGGGCGAGAAGAACCCCAGCAAGAAGUCGAUCUUUGGCAGCCGCAAAUGA
Molecule: messenger RNA, 6369 nt
Organism: Cariama cristata (Red-legged seriema)
Lineage: Eukaryota; Metazoa; Chordata; Aves; Cariamiformes; Cariamidae
Gene: BLTP2
Product: KIAA0100 ortholog
Source: RefSeq, a predicted model, not a curated record